AAAAAGGUUUAAAAAAAAGUGAGGAAGCAAGAAAUGGCGUCGCAAGUUGUUUUUUAUUCGAAAUCAAUGUGUUUCUAAUCAUUCAAAGUGAUUGUAGGAUCUAAUCGUUGUGUUAAAGUAAAGUUCAUUCGUGCCGUUGAUGUUUAAUUGAUGAGUAACGGGUGUUUGGUAGAGAAUUCGUCAUUCCUGGGGAAACAAUGGCGUCGGAUCAACCUGUACAAACCAAUGUAAAAGCAAGCGAAAUUCGCGAUUUCGCUGAUGAUAUCUACGGUCAGAACAGCGAAGCAGACGCCGGCGAGGGCUGUAAGCGCCGAAGAGUGACUCAUGACUACAAAAGACUUUCAAAACUGGGAUAUGAUCCAAGUGUGUCAACCAAUGCGAAACCACCACAAUCUCUCGAUUCCAAAGGCAAGAAGCGCAAGCGCAGCGAAGACUCCCUAGAGCUAUGCCCGUGGGGAGAGAACCUGAAGCCUUCCAAACUAACCAAGAUAUGGCCAGUGUUCGACUCGGGAGGGUUCGGCGAUGGAGCCAUGCUAACCCUGCAUGUGCUCAACAAAACCCCACCCAUGCGGAAUCCCUUACUCUUCAAUCUUCACCACGACUUUUGUCUCCACGAGCCUCUCUCAUCCGACUGGUUGGGAGGCCUCAAUGUAACCUGGAGACAGUCCCAGCUCAACAACAAAGUCCCAGACGAUGAUAUAACUAAGCGAAUAUUCUCGUCAGUGUCGAGACAACUGCGUAUAAUCAACACGCACUUCCAAAGGUCCAUGUUUAGAUACAAGUACCCUCGCGUGACGAGAUCGAACGUGCUUUUGGAUACGAACAAUCUUCGCCGCUCUGGGACGCAUUUCAGCUUGACUUUGAAGGCGAUUCGCUUCCAGUCGACUCCUCGAAGAGAACUUCCUUGUUAUGGCAACUUGGAGCUGCCUUUUAAGGUGAAGCAGGAGCCUACAGCGUCUCCACAAAUAUUCGCAGGACUUGGCAGGAGUGUCAAGACCGAAACUGAUAAAGUGCAGGAUGUUAAAGUGAAGACUGAGAGUGAUAAAGUGAAGUUGGAGAGGGACAAAGAUAGGGAAAAGGAAAAAGAGAGGGAACGAGAAAGGUCGUCUCACUCUUCCCGUCACUCAUCGUCCUGCCACCACUGUCGACGGCGCGCGCGCAUCAAACGUUGUUCCAUCGGGGUGCAGUGCCGCCGCGACCGGCCCGGCCUGCCUCACGCGGACUCCUGGGGGCCGCUGGCUGAUAAUGUGGUGGUCAAACACCUGAAGUACCAUCGACUAAUGCGGGUGGAGACGCACCCCAAUGGCGGCGCUAGCGUCGUGUACCUACACCAGCGGGACAUCGACAUGCUCAACGUCCAACAGCAGGAGGUGCUGGCUAAGGAAUUCCUCAAGCUGGUGUUCUCGGAAGACAGUGACGGCUGGGCGCACUUCGUAUGCGGUGUGGUUCGCGGGGCAGCGGCGCAGUUCCCCUGUCUUCUACGCUACCUAUGCGAGGCGCACCCCAGUCUCACCGUCAAGGCAGGAGUCCUAGCACGGGCUUCUGAUAUUGAGACCACCACCGUCAGCCGAUACUAUCAGCAGGUGGCGCAGUCCUACGCAGCAGGCACCUUCCGCUGCGGCCCGCUGCAUCAGAUCUCAUUAGUGGGCACCGUGCACGAGGAGGUGGGCGGCUACUUCCCAGACAUGCUGGACAUGCUAUCGGCCAGCCCCUUCCUCAAGCUGACCAUGCCGUGGGGCCCGAUGUCUGCGGUUGAGAUGGAGCCACAGGAGUCAAACGACGGGCCCAUCCUGUGGAUCCGGCCGGGCGAGCAACUGGUGCCUACUGCUGAGCUUGGGAAGAGCCCUAUUAAGAAGCGGAGAACCGGCAUCAACGAGCUCCGCAACCUACAAUACCUGCCGCGCUACAGCGAGGCGCGCGAGUUCCUGUUCGAGGACCGCACGCGCGCGCACGCAGACCACGUGGGACACGGGCUCGACCGCAUCACCACCGCCGCCGUGGGUGUGCUGAAAGCGAUUCACUGCGGCGACGAGUCGGACCGCGGCCGCAUCACUAAAGACGUGGUCGCCUUCCACGCGGCGGACUUCAACCAGCUCGUGCAACUGCUACAAUUGGAUCUUUAUGAGCCGCCCAUCUCGCAGUGCGUCACGUGGCUAGAGGAAGCGAAACUCAACCAACUGCGACGGGAAGGCGUGCGCUACUCGCGCCUACCGCUGUGCUCCGAUGACAUCUACUUCUUACCCCGAAACAUUAUCCAUCAGUUCCGCACAGUGUCUGCGGUCGCCUCCAUUGCGUGGCACCUGCGCCUGAAGCAGUACUACCCGUCGUCGGAGGCGUCGUCGCCGGCCGACGAGCGCCCGCCGCCCGACGCCGCGCCCGCGCCGCCGCCGCUCAACCACGCGCCGCCUGACACUAAAAAGUCUUCAACAAAACAUAAGGAUGGAGUUAUAGAAAUGAGAGCGCUCAGUGCAAAAUUCAAAGAGAAACCAGCGUUGAAAGUGGGCGAAAACAGAAAGAGCAUAGAAGUCCAGACCAAACCCGAAAACAAGGACGAAAAGAGAGACAAAAAAGUUGAAACUAAAACGGAAAGGACAGAAAAACCGGACAAAGAAAUCAAAGUGGAGAAAACUGAAAAGGACAGGACAGAGCAAAAAUCUGAAAGGACAGAGCAAAAACCUGAAAGGACAGAGCAAAAACCGGAAAGGACAGAGCAAAAGCCUGAGAGGACAGAGCAUAAAGCAGACCAUAAAUCAGAGAGAAACGAUCACAAAUCCGAGCCUAAGUCGGACAAAACUGAAAAGUCAGAUAAAGUGGAUAAAGACAAAAAUCACAGGCAUAAAGACUCUGACAAGCACCGAACGGAAAGGUCAGAGAAACAUGAUCACCACAGGCGGCAUUCGUCUUCAUCGAGAUCGCACAAGUCGCAUAAAUCCGACAGGAGGGACCACAAGGAGCACAGAAAGGACGACAGAAGCAGGACAGAAGAUAGAAAGUAUGAAAACAAGCACAGAGAAGUGAAAGAAAGCAAAGUGGAAAGUGUCAAGUUACCGCAAACGGUAGUUCAUCGACCACCCGAUUAGUGAUAGUGUGUGAGAACCGAUCAAGUUUGAAGUGGUGUCAGUUUCAUUUUGCUGACGUACGAGAGGACUGAGUUUCGUUUCUAGAAAACAUAUCCCGAAUCCACGGACACCCGUAAGUAAUUUAGCAUAGAGGUUGGUUUGUUUAUACUCUAACUUGACAUGUUUACUGUUGCGAAUUGACUGCUAAGUUCUAGUUAAAAGUUUAACAAAACUUUGAUGGCUAUCUUUGGAACGGACAAGAAAUAUUUCAAACUCCUUACGAGUAAUCAAUUUGCAACUUUUUACAUGAAAC
This is a messenger RNA of Ostrinia furnacalis (Asian corn borer), 3372 nucleotides long. RefSeq lists its product as uncharacterized. The record is from RefSeq and is a predicted model, not a curated record. Gene Ontology annotation, cellular component: nucleus. The transcript is spliced from 12 exons. Lineage: Eukaryota; Metazoa; Arthropoda; Insecta; Lepidoptera; Crambidae. Bases 198 to 3080 code for a protein of 960 amino acids.